UCUCUCUCUCUAAAAAAAAAAAACCUCAUCCUGAAUGCUGGGUUAAGGGAGCAGAUUUUCCCAGGCCUUUCUUUUGUGCAAGUCUGAGCUGGGGCUUUCUUGGUCUAUGAUUUCAACUUUUUUUUGCUUAUUGUUCUCUUGUACAUAGAGAGAGAGAGAGAAAGAUAAAAAGGAAGGAGAUGAAGUUGUAGAUGGAGAUCAAUAAUGGUGAUAACUGGAUUUUAGAGAAGUGGAGGAGAUUAUGAGUGAAUGAUGAUGAUGGUGAUGAUGAUGAUGAUGUUGAUGAUGACGAUAGAGUUUGGCAACGGAGCUCCUUCACCUCCAUUUCCAUUUCUAUUUCCAUUUCCACUUCAUUUUUGACUGCUUACUGCUACUACUAACUUUACCAUAUCUCUAGUCUUCCACAUUGUGAGUGUUGUUGGUGGAGAAUGCCGCAGUAUCAGCAACCAGCGCAUUCAUGGAGGUUGGAGGGAAGUGGUGGCCAGAUCUUAGAUCUGGAGACUGCGGUGAAAGAUGGGAUCCUUGGUGGUGGAGGAGGGAUCGCUGUGGGUGCUGUGGAGAAGGUGGAUCUGAAGAAGAUGAUUGAGGAGGUGGAUGCGGCGGCGGCGGAGGAUAUCCCUACUGUCUUCAUUUGCCCGAUCUCGCUCGAGCCGAUGCUGGAUCCGGUGACGCUGUGCACUGGUCAGACCUAUGAGCGGUCGAAUAUCCUCCGAUGGCUGUCGAUGGGUCACCGGACUUGUCCUACAACGAUGCAGGAGCUCUGGGACGAUGCGCUCACUCCGAAUCGUACUCUUCAGCAGCUCAUCCAUGCUUGGUUUUCACAGCGGUACCUCCGGAUCAAGAAGCGGUCGGAGGAUGUCCAGGGCCGCGCUGCUGAGCUUCUUCAGUCGCUUAAGAAGGUUAAAGGUCAGGCUCGCGUGCAGGCGCUGAAGGAGCUCCAGCGUCUCGUCGUUGCUCACUCUUCCACUAAGAAAACCAUCGUCGACUCUGGUGGUGUCCAGUUGCUUUCCUCUCUUCUCGGCCCGCUAACUUCCCAUGCCGUCGGCUCGGAGGCGAUCGCCAUUCUGGUAAACCUCUCCCUCGACUCUGAUUCCAAAUCCAACCUUAUGCAGCCAGCCAAGGUCUCCCUCGUCGUCGAUAUGCUCAACGAGGGCACCAUCGAGACCAAGAUCAACUGCACGAGGUUUAUCGAGAUGUUAAUGGAGGAGCCGGACUUCCGUUCUGAGAUCGUCUCUAGUCUUAGCCUUCUCGUCGGCCUUGUAAGAUUAAUCAAAGAUCGACGCUUUCCCAAUGGUUCAUCCUCCGGCCUCGGCCUCUUGAAAACCAUAUGCGCGCACAAGCAAGUGCGCAGUCUCGUCGUCAGCGUCGGCGCGGUGCCGCAGCUCGUCGAGCUACUCCCUGAAUUAACCCCCGAUCCACUCGAACAAGCUCUUCAGAUCCUCGAUGACCUUGCCGCCAUCCCGGAAGGCCGGUCUGCAUUGAAGGAAUGCCCGCACACCAUUCCCAACUUGGUGAGGCUUUUGAUGAGAGUUUCUGAAGCUUGUACGCAGUCCUCGUUGUCGAUAUUGUGGGCGGUGUGCAAGCUUGCCCCGGACGAGUGCGCGUCUCUCGCCGUCGAAGCCGGGUUGGCUGCCAAACUCUUGCUAGUUUUACAGAGUGGUUGUAAUCCGGCGCUGAAGCAGCGCGCCGCUGAGUUGUUGAAGCUUUGUAGUCUCAAUUACACUGCCACUCUUUUCAUCUCCAAAUGCAAGCUCACCAGAACCAUUCAGUGAUCAACUGGGUACAUAAAAACUACAUAACAUUGUGUUGCUGGCUUGAGUGUUUUGGGCUCUUCUUGUUGUGUAUACUGAUUACUGAAUGAAUACUCACCUCACCAUUUCACUAUUUCACUAUUUCACUAUUUCACCAUUCAAUGAAGAAGAAGAAGAAGCAAUGAAGAAGAAGAUGAUGAUUAUAUGGUGAAUUGGUUGUGGGUGAUAGAUACCCAGGAAAUGUGGGAAUGCUGCUGCUGCUGCUGCUUAAGCUGCUGUUUCAAUAAGCAUUGUGAGGAAAGGAAAACAGAGGAUUUGGUAGCCAUUUUUGGUUGUGUCAAAACAAAAAUUUCCAGUGGGGUUUCAUCUUCUGAAUUUGGGGGCAUGUACAUCUUUUCUUUUUUUCCAUGUAUUUCAUAAAUUUCCAUAGUGAAUUUUUGUUUGAACAGGAGGGAGAAUCAGAGAAUUACAAUUGCUCUUUUGGUUUUUCCAAAUUUAA
This is a messenger RNA of Dioscorea cayenensis subsp. rotundata (Guinea yam), 2250 nucleotides long. Its product is annotated as U-box domain-containing protein 30-like. The record is from RefSeq and is a predicted model, not a curated record. Gene Ontology annotation, biological process: protein ubiquitination. Gene Ontology annotation, molecular function: ubiquitin protein ligase activity. NCBI's taxonomy places the organism in Eukaryota, Viridiplantae, Streptophyta, Magnoliopsida, Dioscoreales, Dioscoreaceae.